GACCUUUACUGUGUAAAGCGCUUUGAGUAACCGUAGAAACGCGCUAUAUAAAUCCACUCAAUUAUUAUUAUGUUUGUUACAAUUAUCACAGGACAAAAAAAAUGCUACUGAAUGUUGUGUACAUUUGUUGAAUAGCAUCCAAGCUUGCCUCCCAUUGGAUAGAAUUAGAGCAAUUGGUCAUGGAUUUUAGUGAUGUCAGUAGGUACUGCUUUUUUACCGUGGCAAUUAAUGAGAUUGGGCAAUGCAUUUUGUCAUUGGACUGGGCAUCAGCGUGUUGAAACAGCUAGCAAACUGAGGCUACUCGGGCACACCGACGACUAAGGAACGUGAAUACUUCUUUACAUUGGAAGAGGGAUCAGAUGAAUGAGUCACUCCAUGGGGCUCUAGAGAGGAACGUUGUCCACCUCCGCCGUCUCCCUCACCCUGUUCAGCGUCCCCUCUACAGACAUCAUCAAAUAAGCUCUAUCUGAAUGCCACUUUCUAUGGGMUUGGAUUCAGUACAGCAACCAGCAGUGAAGAGAGCCAAUCUCUUACAAAGCCGCAUUUUGCCACGGAACCUUAUGAAUUGCUGUCAAAAGUGCCUCGAAAGAACUAAAGAAAACCAGGAUUUGUCCUUCAUAUAUAGUGCUGCUGUUUUGAUAGUAGUKCUCUGAUUGACCAUAAAGGGAAGGACAGUUGCAUCAGAGCGGACAGGACCGUAAACUACAUUAAGGCUUUAGGGGACAGUCAUAACUUCUCUCUCCAUACGAGCCGACGACCAUGGUCCCCCAGAAGGCUGACUUGACUGUUUUGCCAUGUCAGGAUGUGGUGGCGAUGCCAGUGAAGAAGCAGAGCAGUGAGAGGGACGAGGAGAGUCCUGAUGGGUCUCUGGGUGAGGGUGCUGGGGGGGAACGUAUUCCCCUGCGCAAGUGGGUCAUGCAUGGUGCUGUCAUGUUCGGACGAGAGUUCUGCUACGCCAUGGAGACAGCCCUGGUCACACCAGUCUUACUGCAAAUAGGACUUCCAGAGCAGUACUACAGCCUGACYUGGUUUCUUAGUCCCAUCCUGGGCCUSAUCCUCACCCCUCUCAUUGGCUCAGCCAGCGACCGCUGCACCCUGAAAUGGGGCCGAAGGAGACCCUUCAUCCUGGCACUCUGUGUGGGGGUGUUACUGGGCGUUUCUCUCUUCCUCAAUGGUUCCCUCCUAGGAUUAGCCCUCGGGGACGUUCCCAGCAGGCAGCCCAUUGGGAUAGUGCUGACCGUGCUGGGUGUGGUUCUACUGGACUUCAGUGCAGACGCCUCAGAUGGGCCUAUCAGAGCCUACCUGUUGGAUGUAGCCGACACAGAGGAGCAGGACAUGGCCCUCAACAUACAUGCCUUCUCUGCAG
Salvelinus sp. IW2-2015 is the source of this 1366-nucleotide messenger RNA. The record is from RefSeq and is a predicted model, not a curated record. NCBI's taxonomy places the organism in Eukaryota, Metazoa, Chordata, Actinopteri, Salmoniformes, Salmonidae.